This is a messenger RNA of Helobdella robusta, 2037 nucleotides long. RefSeq lists its product as hypothetical. NCBI's taxonomy places the organism in Eukaryota, Metazoa, Annelida, Clitellata, Rhynchobdellida, Glossiphoniidae. Gene Ontology annotation, biological process: coenzyme A biosynthetic process. The record is from RefSeq and is a predicted model, not a curated record. Gene Ontology annotation, molecular function: pantothenate kinase activity; ATP binding. The transcript is spliced from 9 exons. Gene Ontology annotation, cellular component: nucleus; cytosol. Bases 220 to 2037 code for a protein of 605 amino acids.
UCGUCUAUAAGUUCGCCACCGUAGAAUAAUUUUCAUUAAAUUUUUAAUCAAUUUAUUUUUAAUUAAUUUAUUUUUAAUCAAUUUAUUUUUAAUUAAUUUUAUUAUGUUUUAUUCCAAUUGCAUUAGCUUCUGUCGGGUUUGAAUUUUUUGCAAAGUCUCUGCUGUCCAACAAGCAGUUAAAAAAGUUCUGAACAACACAAACAACAGUUGAAUGGAAAUAUGAUGGAAGAUGGUGCUUCACUAGUUGAUUACAGUGCCUGCAAUGGCACAGAGACAACAACAAUAACACUGUCAACAACCGAAACAACAACAACAACAACUCAGACAACAGAGCAGACGUCUAGCCGGACAGAAAUUCAAAUGUCUGCAGACCAAAAUAGAAUUCCAGAGAAGGGUAACAUCUCUCCGACUGAACUUUUACGAGGGGAUGGAACACUACCACCAAUGCCCUGGUUCGGCAUGGACAUCGGCGGCACCCUCACGAAGUUGGUGUACUUUGAGCCCGCGGACGCAGAGGAAACCUACCACCAACAGAACAUCGGACGGAGGAGGAGGACCAAGUCUGUGGCCAGUGAACAUUGGGAAGUUCUGCAGAGGAUUCAUAGGUACUUGGUAGGGAACGUAGCCUACGGUGAAAACGGCAUCCGGGACAAGCACCUAGCCCUACCCGUGCAAAAUUUCGGCGGAUGUUCCGGAACGUUCCACUUCAUUCGAUUCCCGACCGUCGAGAUGAAAGCGUUCGUCCAAUUGGUUCGCGACAAAGACCUCAGAAGCCUGGCCACCAGCAUCUGUGCCACUGGCGGUGGGGCCUACAAAUUCGAGUCGGAUUUCAGGGACCAAGUUAACCUGCAGCUGCACAAAUACGACGAACUCGACUGCCUCAUUCAGGGCGUGCACUUCAUCUACAAGCAGAAUCCAAGGCUGGAGUGCUACUAUUACGCCAAUGCUCUGGAGACUGACAACUGCGUGCUGAAGCAUUACGACUUCAGUGACCCCUACCCAUACUUGAUCGUCAACGUGGGCUCAGGGGUCAGCAUGCUCACCGUAAGGUCGCCCACCCAGUAUAAGAGGGUCUGCGGGUCAAGUUUAGGUGGGGGUACUUUUCUUGGGCUGUGCUGUCUGCUGACUGGCUGCGAGACCUUCGAAGAGGCCAUACAACUGGCUACCGAGGGUGAUAAUUCAGGUGUAGAUAAGUUUGUGAGAGAUAUCUAUGGUGGGGAUUAUGAAAGGUUUGGUCUUCCGGGUGGAAUUGUUGCUAGCAGCUUCGGGAACAUGAACUGCUCGUACAGACGGGGGCAGGUGGACAGGUGCGACCUCGCCAGGACCACCCUCGUCACCAUCACCAACAACAUCGGAUCCAUCGCUCGCAUGUGUGCCGUCAAUGAGAAGAUAGAGAGGGUGGUGUUUGUGGGGAACUUUCUGAGGGUGAACACCAUCUCCAUGAAGCUGCUCUCCUACGCCAUGGACUACUGGAGUGAGGGCACCAUGAAGGCCCUCUUCCUCAAACAUGAGGGAUACUUUGGAGCGAUGGGUUGCAUCAUGCAGCUGAUAAAAUCCGGAUCAUCUUCUUCCUCCAUCACAACCAUCAUCACCAUCACAACCACCACUACCAUCAUCAUCAUCACAAACACCAUCAUCACAAUCACAACCACCAUCAUCACAACCACCAUCACAACCACCAUCAUCACAACCACCAUCACAACCACCAUCAUCACAACCAUCAUCACAACCACCAUCAUCACCUACACAACCAACAUCGUUAUCAUCACCUUCAUAACCAUUAUAAUUAUAAUUAUCAAUAUUAUUAUUAUUAUAAUUAUUAUUACUUCACAACUCCUCCAUCACACGAAAAAGACUUACACAAACAUACACACACACAAACGAAUAUUGCGUUGUAUAUAUUGUAUGUGUAUAUAUAUAUAUAUAUAUAUAUAUAUAUAUAUGUGUAUGUGUGUGUAUAGUAUAUAUAUAUAUAUAUAUAUGUAUGUAUAUGGUAAUAUAAUAUAUAUAUGUAUAUAUUGCAUUUAUAUAAUAUAA